AUGCGAAUUCUCACGGGAGACCCAAUAGCUCUUCCAGCUUAUCCGACCUAUGCUGUUCCCGAAACAGUUCUGGCGAAGGCUUGCGAAACCUUCGACGCUGGAACUCGUGGGAACGGUGCCCUUGAUAUCAAGGAUGAAGAACGCUUCCAUGGACGAUCCGCAGAGGAGAUCCGCGAGGUUUUGGACCGCGAAAAUCCCGAUGCUGGCGACUUUGUUCUGAUUGACCAGAAGACCGAAGAGAAGGGCGAGGUCACUUAUGUGGGAGAAUGGCAUGAUGAAUCCAGAGGUGGGCUGGAGGUGGUCCCGGGGAACAACAAACGAGUCCUUUUGACUCUUCGAAUGAAGCUUGGCGCUCUUGCAUCCUGCUGGACCAAUUACCAAGUAGCCAAUUCAUCACUUGCUGAAGACAUCUCAAUGGUUUUUGAAGGAAAGCCAUAUGAUCCUCAUACAGAAUAUCCACCCCUCAACUGGAAUGAUGAGGACGAUGACGGGGAAGAGACUGUUUACGUGUUGGCAGAGCCGGGAGAAUGGGAGGAAGGCCCAGGAACCCUCUUGGACGUUGAUCCGCCUCAAGACCGUGUGUACCGUCUGAAAAGCGAUGUUGCGAAGGCGCAUAACCUGUCAAACCCUUGGGCAGUAGGAGACGCUGAGGCUGAUGGUUCCAUGACUUUUGCUCAGGCAAGGCUUCCUCAGAAGCGCGAGUGA
Molecule: messenger RNA, 705 nt
Organism: Diaporthe batatas
Lineage: Eukaryota; Fungi; Ascomycota; Sordariomycetes; Diaporthales; Diaporthaceae
Exons: 2
Coding region: 1-705 (234 amino acids)
Source: RefSeq, a predicted model, not a curated record